Nezara viridula (southern green stink bug) is the source of this 354-nucleotide messenger RNA. The record is from the annotation of a GenBank genome assembly. NCBI's taxonomy places the organism in Eukaryota, Metazoa, Arthropoda, Insecta, Hemiptera, Pentatomidae.
UAAUGAAAUAUAUGUUGCAGGUAGAGAGCUUCAAUGAUAGAUUAUUCUGUUUGAUGAGGGAAAAUAACCAUUUGUGCAACAAUGACAAGUUAUAUCUGUACGUUACAAUAAAGCAAAGAGUUCAAUUCACAGCUUGCGGUUUCUAUGCUCUUGGCUACCCGUUAGUAACUUCGAUUAUAGCCACAGCUACAACCCACUUAGUAAUACUUGUUCAGUUCACAUCACCUUAAAAGAAAUGUCUUCUUCUUCUAUCUUGUUUAUUUUGUUUUUUAAAUAUAUAAAUGCAAAAAUAUUAGCUUUCUAAUCACUUAUUUAAAUUAAUGUUGCAUUCAAUAAAUAUAUUGUUGUAAUAUA